CAACCAAGUAAAUUAACAAGAUCAAAGAAUAAGAACAAAAAUAACUUGUGUUUGACAAUAAUUCAAUAAUAAUCAUGAGUCAGGAGAAGCCACGGAGGCCGGAGCAAGAACCGAUAAAAUACGGCGACGUGUUCAACGUGUCUGGUAAGUUAUCAUCCCAACCGAUUGGACAAAGAGAUGCUGAAGCAAUGCAAUCAGCGGAAGACAAGACAUUGGGAAAAGCUCGAAAAGAUGGUCCUGCUUCUCUCAUGAGUUCUGCGGCCCAGAAAAACGAGGAUGCUGGUUUCAUGGAUGAUGACAUUGCUACAAACAUUGCUAGAAAAGAAGGCGUUGCGGUUUCUCAAACUUAUGAUUCGGGCAAACGUGUCAUCACCGAGACCCUUGGUGGACAGGUUCUGGGGAAGUUUGUGGAAGAUACAAAUGGUGCGGACCCGCUUAAGAAAAACAAGUGAUGUAGAUUUUACCUUAUAGUUUUGGUAAAAUGUCUUGCCCUUUUGACCAAGACUUUCUUUGGUUUUGUACGUAUUAUCACUCAAACAUGAUAAUGGACUUUUGUUAUGUA
This is a messenger RNA of Lathyrus oleraceus (garden pea), 562 nucleotides long. RefSeq names its product late embryogenesis abundant protein D-34. Lineage: Eukaryota; Viridiplantae; Streptophyta; Magnoliopsida; Fabales; Fabaceae. The transcript is spliced from 2 exons. The coding region runs from base 75 to 452 and encodes 125 amino acids. The record is from RefSeq and is a predicted model, not a curated record.